Molecule: messenger RNA, 462 nt
Organism: Brugia pahangi
Lineage: Eukaryota; Metazoa; Nematoda; Chromadorea; Rhabditida; Onchocercidae
Source: the annotation of a GenBank genome assembly
AUGCUUUCGAGUUCACAGCAAGCUGAAAUAAGGCAAUAUUUUCGGCACGAUUGUCAAGAUGUUGAUGAAGCAACUAGAAAAAUUGAAAAAAGAAAACCAAAUUUCAUUCGAUUUGGCAGAACUGCACCACCAGCAAUGCACGGAAAAAAAGAUGUUGACCCGAAAUUUUUACAAUUUGGACAUUCAUCAAGUGCAUUUACACCUAGCGGACAAAAUUUUCUUCGAUUUGGAAGGGCAGCUGAACCAAAUUUUCUUCAUCUUGGUCGCGUAACAGACCCAAAUUUCUUAAGAUUUGGCAAAUCUGCUGAACCGAAUUUCCUUCGAUUCGGAAAACGCACUGAAGUGGGAGACCCAAAUUUUCUGCGAUUCGGAAAAAACAGCUCUUUCCAAUCCACUCCAGAGUAUAACGAAGGAUUCAGCCGUCAAGACCGAAAACCUAAUUUCCUACGCUUCGGUAAAUAA